This is a messenger RNA of Aspergillus tanneri, 2029 nucleotides long. RefSeq names its product putative protein tyrosine phosphatase (Pyp1) (gene ptpA). The record is from RefSeq and is a predicted model, not a curated record. Gene Ontology annotation, biological process: protein dephosphorylation. Gene Ontology annotation, molecular function: protein tyrosine phosphatase activity. Lineage: Eukaryota; Fungi; Ascomycota; Eurotiomycetes; Eurotiales; Aspergillaceae. The transcript has 2 exons. The annotation marks the transcript as partial.
AUGUCUGCUAUUUCAGGCCCAAGAUCACCCUCUUCUCCGUGGCCCUCAGAGUCCCCGAAUCUGCAACGCGCAGGCCCUUCGAAUCCAGCGGCCCUUUUCCCUUUAUACGAUCCCCAUCCGUCUCCGCGCAGUCCCAACAUCAAAUCCCCCAAGACAGCUCCAAGUGGUUCCGGAUCCAGUUAUUUCUCAAUCAGUGUGGACAGCUGUGUAAAUUCGAGAAAGAAACGGGAUACGUCAUUUUACUCCCAAUAUUCAAUCACUAAUCCAGAAUCGCAAUGUCUACCUAAGAAGACGGUGUCCGAUAAGGCGGGCGUCUUGAAGGCGACAUUGAGGCCCGACGAACGCAAAGAAUCCUCAAAUUAUGCACUUACCUUAAACCGUGAUCCGAACAAACAGAAACUAACUUCAGAUUGUUCGAAUUCUUCGUUGGAGUUAAAUUUGGGGAACUACUAUGCCGUCUCUGCUGAGCACUGUGCAGAGCUCCUUGAAUCAUACCAACAUGAUGUCAUGUUGUUAGAUGUGAGGCCAUUUGCGCAUUUUGCGAAAGGGAAUAUUAAAGGGUCAUUGAAUCUUUGUAUCCCAACCACUUUACUCAAGCGCCCUUCGUUUGAUACUAAAAAAUUAGAAAACACGUUCACAGAUGAGUCAGACAAGAGAAGCUUUGCGAGAUGGCGAAAAUGCCGGUACAUCGCCGUGUAUGAUGCGGCUACAUCUGAUGUAAAAGAUGCUGUUCAAUUGACAAACGUCCUGAAAAAGUUUACAGUUGAAGGGUGGAAUGGCGAGGGGCUGAUACUACUCGGUGGCUUCAAUGCCUUCUCUAAUCGAUUUCCAACUUUCGUACAACAAAAAUCUCUCAUUCCUGGGGUAUCCUCUAAGCCGUCUCCGAUGCAGAUCGAUCUUCCGGCUGGUGCUCCAAUUUCUGGCGGGUGCGCUUUACCAGACGUCUCUCAUCCUAUUGUCCCAUUCUUUGGAAAUAUACGCCAGCAUAUGGAUCUUCUUGGCGGUGUGGGUCAAAUCCCUCUUCAGCUACCUAAAGGGUUCACAGAGAUCAAAAGAAAAUUGCUUCCUACUUGGCUGUGUGAGGUGGCAGACCCAGCAGACAAGGGCCGGAACGUUUCUGAAAAGUUUUUAGAUAUUGAAAAAAGGGAGCUGGAACGUAUGAAGCAAGCCUUGUCAUACAAUAAAUCUGUCGAUUCUACCUCAGUCGAUGCCCCUCGUGGCAAAUACCGUGUUGCCGGUAUUGAAAAGGGAGCAAAAAACAGAUAUAAUGAUGUCUAUCCUUUCGACCAUUCCAGAGUUAGGCUACAGGAUGUCCCCCGCGGUGACUGUGACUAUGUGAAUGCAAAUUAUAUGAAAGCCGAAUAUAGUAACAAACGCUAUAUUGCUACACAAGCUCCUGUGCCUGAUACAUUUAAUUCGAAGCAGCUGUUUCAGAUACUUGUGGACCGUUCAUUUCAGCAGCUAUAUGGGGCGCAAUUUCAUGCUCGCUGCACAAAUUUUCGAUUUGGAGCAAAGGUGCUCGAUGUUAAGUCAUCUUCGCUUGCCCCCGACGACCAAAUACUUGCUUUGGUUAUCAGAGACCAAGAAGAAGUCCAUUUAUUCCGGGCUGAGAAUGGAGACAUUCAGCAUAAAGCUCAAUUAAAAUUGUCUUUGGGCCAACCAGGGAAAAUUCAGGUGCUCAAAACGGCUUUCGAUAGUGACGACGGUGUCUAUGUUCUCCAACGCUUUACUCCUACUGUAAUCGAAGACGACUUAGAAACAGGGCAUCCAUUCAUCAGGCAGGCCCUGCAGUCAAGCUCCAAUGGUGGUCGGCUCUAUCUCGCCCGCCAUUCUUUUCGGUUUCCUCAUUCUCCUGUUCGAGUGUGUACAUUUCCGGAUCAGGUAGACUUUGAGCCCUUGGCUAUUGCUGCUUCCCACAAAGACACCUUUGCAAUAUCUUGGCAGCAUGUUCGUGACCCUUGCAUUCAUGAAGUGGUCCUUUACACCGCACUGACUGAGUCGAGUGGCGAUGGCGCGCCGGGAAUAAUAG